Penicillium nucicola is the source of this 1119-nucleotide messenger RNA. RefSeq names its product ATP-dependent (S)-NAD(P)H-hydrate dehydratase. Bases 1 to 1119 code for a protein of 372 amino acids. Gene Ontology annotation, molecular function: ATP-dependent NAD(P)H-hydrate dehydratase activity. The transcript is spliced from 5 exons. NCBI's taxonomy places the organism in Eukaryota, Fungi, Ascomycota, Eurotiomycetes, Eurotiales, Aspergillaceae. The record is from RefSeq and is a predicted model, not a curated record. Gene Ontology annotation, biological process: metabolite repair.
AUGGAAUCUGUUCAUCAUGUCUCGACUUCAUCAAAGAUUCUCUUCAGCAAGGUCCGCAAGAUUGUGCCCCCAAUGCUGGAGAAAUUUCACAAAGGACAACUUGGUCGUGUAGCCGUCAUUGGAGGCUGCGCUGACUAUACUGGCGCUCCAUACUUCUCCGCCAUGGCCUCCGCAAGACUUGACACCUCGCCAGCCAUUAACAACAAGCAGAGCCAUGUCCUCUGCGAACGAUCCGCAGCAACGGUCAUCAAGGGCUACUCCCCAAAUCUGAUGGUUCACCCAUUACUUCCAAGCAAAGCCACAAUCAACAACUCUAUCUCAUUCGAUGCACCGACACUAGCAGCCCCGAUAAUCGGCAUGCUCUCACGACUACACGCACUGGUCAUCGGUCCAGGUCUUGGGCGUGACGAAGUAACGCUGAAAGUGGUUGCCGAAGUGAUCCGAGAAGCGCGAUCGCGAUCGAUUCCAUUUGUGCUGGAUGCAGAUGGGUUGCUGAUAGUAACGGAAACCCCGGAUCUGAUUAAGGGAUACAAGGACUGUAUCCUGACGCCCAAUGUGGUUGAAUUCGGCCGUCUUGCCAAAGCACUAGGAGUCAAAGUCUUCAGUCCGGCAGAGUUAGCGAAGAGCGGAGACACCAAUGUGACCAACAAGGAAUCAGAUGCCUGUGAACAGCUAUCUCGGGCCCUUGGCGGUGUGACUAUUCUCCAAAAGGGUCCUCAUGAUGUGAUUUCCAAUGGGGUUACGAGUAUCAUUUCUGAUACGAAGGGUGGCUUAAAGCGCAGUGGUGGUCAAGGAGAUACCCUGACAGGAUCAUUGGGGACCUUCCUUGCCUGGAGAUUGGCUUAUCAUGAUCAGCUGUGGGAUUCUGGGGAGAAGGAGAACGAGAAGGAGGCGCAAAGCAAAGAGGAUGUUGAACGAGAACUUAAAUCCGAGGAUAAGCGCAUGUCGCCUACGACGACAUUACUGCUGGCCACUUGGGCUGGAAGCAGUAUUACACGGGAAUGCUCGCGGCGGGCGUUUGAGGCCAAGGGGCGGAGUAUGCAGGCUAGCGAUCUGACUGAUGAAGUGCACCAUGUAUUUUUGGACUUGAUUGGAGAGCCAGAACAAUCGCAUCUGUAG